GUGGAACCGAAACAAAGGAAAGUAACGACACUGGCCAUUGUUAUUUUUUUUUAUAUUUAUUAUUAUUCUUUUUUCUUUGCAACUACAUCGUCCACACUCGGAACGCAUGCCCCAUUGGCAAGUGAACACGACACUUGCGCCGUUCUGAGUUCUGAUAUUCAAGGACAUGCGUCCUUACAUUCUCCUCCUCUCUCCCUGAGUGUGUAUUUCACUAUUUUGAGAGAGAGAGAGAGUAUUGAGCACAAACUCUCCAGUUUUGCUUUUAUUGAAACCAGAAAAUUCCAACUCAAACAUCAAUUGAUGGCAGGGAAGGGAAGAGGAAGCCGACGCCCAAGAAAAGGUAAAGCUCUGCCACUGCCAGCUGAAAAUUCUCAAGGCUCGAUCACCAUAGAUGAUUCUGCAGAUGAGAUGCUUUUGGACGGUGCAAAGGCUCCGACCUUUGAGUUUGUAGCUGACUUCUCACCAUUCUCAAGGCCUUCUAGAUAUCCGACAAGAUAUUCGACAAAAGCCCUUGCUCGAUUCACUUCAUUGCAUGCUCCAGUGAAAAACUCGGUCAGAAAUGUAAACAGAAAAACUCGCCACCUAUCUAGCUUGGACACCGAACUCAAUGUACUGAAUAAAACUCAUGAAAAGAGACUCUCAGGAAAUGAACACAAUGUGGCUCCAAAACGGCCCUGUGAAGAUCAAGUCUUCGCAUUUUCCCAAAGAUCAAUUCGUUCUUCAUUGAGGAAGCCAAUUCGAAAUGUGUCGAGAGCUACUCGUGCCUCGUCUAUCUUGAACCCGGAAGUCCCUAUUCUGAACGAAACCCAUCAAGAGUCACCUCCACGAAAUGAAGACAAUGCAAUGCCGGAGCUGAAUUGUACUUCACAACCGUCCCAUGAAGAUCUAGACUCCCACACUCCAGCUGGAUCGCCAACACAACCGAGUCCCGUCAACUACAGCCCACAGCACUACCUUACUGACAACACCAAAACAAACAUCGACAACAAGUCCAUUUCGGCUGGUGCAUCCAUUGAUUGCAAACACUCCUCGAUACAUGUCGACAAGUUCAUCCUCGCCAACGAAAUUUCGAUCGAGGAAAAAAAGGGUUCGCCGGAAAAGAGCACCGCCAGCAACAACCGCAGCUUCAACGUGACCGAGUUUGCACGCAGGCUCCACGACGAUGCUGAGGACGACCCAGAAGAGGAGGUCGAAUCGCCCAUCGAGCCCGGCUUCGAGCUCGUUCAUGGCCACAAGGUCAAAACCGAAACCGUGCCAUUAGUCGAGCGCAUAUUCGAAAAACACGGGGACAUCACGAGUGGGACCCACAUGGAAUCCCCCAUCUCCAUCUCCAACUCACUCGAGCAGCUGUGUGGGGUGUGCGGGAGGCUGGAGAAGUCGAGGUUCGUGGAGCUCACGCUCGCUGAGCUGGACGCCAUGCUGGCGGACGUGCGGGAUAUGGAGAGAGCGGGGCUGAGGAUCGAGUGGCUGCGGGAAAGGCUGGAGUUCGUCUCGCGCGCGUGGACGGACUACAAUCAGUAUUUCCGUUUGAAGGAGUUGGUGAAGGAAUACGACGUGUCGAUAGGUGGGCUGGAGAAGGAAUUGGACGCGUGGAGGGAACAGCAUUUGGAGAUGGGGAGGAAGAUCUCGGGUUUGGAAGAUGAGCUGGCGGCUAAACGGGAGAGGAGUGAGGUGGUGAGGAGUGCGGUUGUGAGUACCAGAAGUAGGGUUAAGAGUCUUGUGAGUAAGAAUUUGGUAGACGGGCUUCUUUAGUUCGUUUUUGGAUUCGUAAAACGGUGGUCUGACUUGUAGUGUGGAUAUAUGUUUGAUUAGUAUUUGGGAGUUGGGACAGUUUUCAUGCUUUUGCGUUUGAUGUCUGUUUGCAGCAGUUCAUGUGUUUGGAGUGGAGAUGACAAACACAUGAACUGCAAGUAUCAUUUUAGCUUGAAACAGUUAAAUAGCUAAACAGUUUUCACCUUCAGAUUCUUGAUUUUCUGGUUGGACUGUUAAGAUACUUCAGAUUUCCUUCACAAAUAUUAACACUGGGCAUUAAGGGUUGAGCACGUGAUUUGGAGAUUGCCGAACCAUUUCAAAAAUCGAACUAAAUUCAUC
This is a messenger RNA of Striga asiatica, 2091 nucleotides long. Lineage: Eukaryota; Viridiplantae; Streptophyta; Magnoliopsida; Lamiales; Orobanchaceae. The record is from the annotation of a GenBank genome assembly.